This is a messenger RNA of Otolemur garnettii (small-eared galago), 1000 nucleotides long. RefSeq names its product transmembrane and immunoglobulin domain containing 2 (gene TMIGD2). The transcript has 5 exons. The record is from RefSeq and is a predicted model, not a curated record. Lineage: Eukaryota; Metazoa; Chordata; Mammalia; Primates; Galagidae. Gene Ontology annotation, cellular component: external side of plasma membrane; B cell receptor complex. Gene Ontology annotation, biological process: B cell receptor signaling pathway; B cell differentiation. Bases 1 to 966 code for a protein of 321 amino acids.
AUGGGGUCCCUGGGCACAACAGCACUGUGCCUCCUGGUGCAGCUGUGGGUCUUGCAAGGAGCCAUAAGCCUGGGUGUGCAGCAAGAACCCAAGUUGCUGCGGGUACGGCAAGGCACUCAGGCGACCCUGGCUUGCCAGGUGACACAGGCCCAGGCCUGGGAACAACUCCGUGUUGGGUGGACAAAGGACGGCAACAUCUUAUGUGAGCCAUACAUCACCAAUGACAGCCUAAGCAUGGCGGCUUGUGGGCCCCGGGGCCAACUGUCCUGGAAGGCUCCUGGAGUUCUCACUCUGUGGCUGGACCUUGUGAACCCCAGUGACAGUGGGGACUAUGUGUGCUGGGUGGUCAUGGAGAUUCCUGAGUUGGACCAGGCUGAUGGCAAUGGGACACAGCUUCUGGUAGAUACAGAUGACCCUACGCUGGACAGGAAUCCUACCUCCAGCCUCCCAGGACUGCUCUUUUUGCUGCUGAUGGUGGGGGCCGUGGCCGUGGCCGCAGUCGUGCUGGGAGCCGGGGUCUGGAGCUGCCGCCGGCGCUGGAGAAAAAACUCAGGCGACCACCUAGGAAACCCGUUGUACAGCAAUGUACUACAUCGGCCUCGUGGGGCCCCAAAGAAGAAUGAGGACUGGCAUGGAAAUGGGAAGGUGCUGGACACCCCCGGAGGGCACCAGAAAGGCCAGAGCAUCUAUUCAAUCUCUUUUCCACAGCCUGUCUCCCACCAGCCAUGUCUGGCCGCCAAACCUUGCCUCAGCCCCCAACCCAGUCACUAUGUCUCCAUGGUCAGUGUCUCUCCUGGCCUGAGCCCUGCUGGGCAGCCAAGGCCAAGAGGACUCCCUGAAAGAAGAGGAGUCAGAGACCCCGGAGAACCCAAAGGGGACACCACCACCUGUGACUAUGUGAAGAUAGUAACUGCUUCCAAGGGAGGACAACAGUCCCAUCCUGAUACCCCAGCCUCAUUUCUAUGAGGAAGGAGCCUUUUUCCCCUCCCCCAGCAUUCAA